AUGCCUGGAACACUAUAUGAGGGCGAAGUCAUCGUCACCCUGUCGUGCUUAUCCCCGACAACCUUGGUAUUCCCCCAGCGCAGGCUCAUCUUGUCGAAUCGAAAAAAUGUCAUUCCCAUUGGACGGGCUUCCAAGCGAAGUGCAACUCCAACUCUAGAGAGUCGAAUGUAUAAUGCCUACAUUGACGCUCCUGUCAUGUCACGGAAACACGCUGAACUUAGAUUAGACACCCAAGGCCAGACGGUAUUUAUUCGAGAUCUGGAAUCUUUACAUGGAACCUUUCACAAUGGCGUCCAGCUCCGAGCUGGCCAAUCACAAGCCCUCAAAAACGGCGACAUGCUGAAGUUCGGGAUAUGUAUUGAUCGUGGCCGCGAAAGAUUUCCCCAGUGCGCAAUGAAAGUCGGUCUAGAAUUUGGCCAAGCAGAGCAGGCUCCCGUAGCGGCGAGUUUACCGCAAGCUACUUUUCAAGUACCCGACGACACAGAAUCUGAGGACUCAGAAGACAUGAACGAUAUCGAUAGUCAGGCUGCAUUCAGCAGCUUGGCUGACGAGGAAGAUAUCCAGGCUAGUGCUUCCACGCUUACGGAGAAUGGGCUAGAGCUCUCCGAGUUUCACGGCUUCGAUACAUCCGAUCCCAUAGAUCUCACCUCAGAACCUGAUCUGACUUCCGAUGGAAACAAUCCUAGUUCUAGUAGUCCUCUUUCUGAUGGCUAUCAUCCAACUACACAAGACGCCGAGCACGACGCUGAUCACGACGCUGAUCACGACGCCGAUUAUACGCUCAGAGCGGUUGAACCUGAAGAUGUGCACCUUAGUGCUCAAGAUUGCCCAUCAAUUGCUCUGCUGAGCGAUGGCUUUGCGCCAGCACAACAAUUCAAAGAGAGCCUUAGCGUGGACAUUGCUGCGGGCAACACUGUACCGGGAAUGGACAGGCCACUCUCCGAGGAGCAGCAUCUGUGUCCCAGUUCAGAGAUCACGCCUCUGCUAAGAGUCCAGUCGCUUGGCGAGUCAUCAGGAAAACUGGAUUAUUUCAUCGCCAGGGAACAAAACAAACAAUAUAUACAGAAUGCGAUGGUGUCAAGCGACGCGCAGGCAGAGCUCACACCACCACCGCACCAGGAGGCGCCUCGAAGUCUCAAGGAUAUCGAGGGUCUUUUGAAGGAAACGCGCGGUUCUAGCAACAUCGACGAGUUGCACGAGGCCUCUGCCAGCAAGACUGAUGAGCCGGAAGAGGUCGCUUCUAUUAAAAGUGUCUCGAGGAAGCGCAAGGCCGAUCAGAUCGAGUCAAGCCCUCUUGAGGUCCAUGUUGAUAAUGGCGUCAUUGAUGCUUCGCCUGCGGCGUCGUCUGCGGAUCAAUAUGCUCUCCCAAGAGACGUGUUACCUAAUGGCAAUGGAAAUCAUGCCUAUAAACGCGUCAAAACUGCUGCGGAAUAUGUUGGGCUUAUGGCUAUCGGAGGCGCAGCGGUGAUGACUGCUCUCAUCGCGACAGCACCAAACUUUUAA
Molecule: messenger RNA, 1503 nt
Organism: Beauveria bassiana ARSEF 2860
Lineage: Eukaryota; Fungi; Ascomycota; Sordariomycetes; Hypocreales; Cordycipitaceae
Product: FHA domain-containing protein
Exons: 4
Coding region: 1-1503 (500 amino acids)
Molecular function (GO): mRNA binding; protein binding
Source: RefSeq, a predicted model, not a curated record